AUGACCUUCUCUCACCACCACACCUCCCACCUCGGGCGCGCUUGGAUCUGGACCUGUAUAUUGCUCGCCACUCUCUUUGCGCCUGACGUUGAAGCUCAACUCAACAACGGUACUUCACCUACACACCAGUUCAAGUCGAGACCGGAUCUCCACGCACCUAUAAUCGAUUUUACUAUCCUUCGCCCGGAGCUAAUCACCCCGGGAUACAUAUUCUUUGCGCCGUUUCGAAACAUCGAUCCAGGACCGUACAUUUACGAUAAUUAUGGCAACCUCGUCUGGUCAGCUGCUGGAAGAAGUGGUCCAAAGACUGCACACGCACCGAAAGUAUGUCAAUACAAAGGGACAGAUCAUCUCUGCUACUUCCACGGAGAGCAGCACCAAGGCUUCGCUCGUGGUCAGGGAGUCAUCCUGGACCAGAGCUAUAGGGUGGUGAAGACGGUAGAGAGCUCUGGCGCAGGCGCGAGCAGUGAUAUGCACGAGUUCAAGAUCACACCCCACUCGAAUGGCACGACCGCAUUGAUGACGGUCUAUCAGCCCAGGCAGUACGAUCUCACAACGAAUCCGAGGUUCAACCUUCAAGGCGGUCUAGGCUGGGUCGUUGAGGGAGUCUUCCAGGAGGUUGAGAUUGAGACUGGUCGCGUUGUAUUUGAGUGGCGGUCGCUCGACCACGUCGAUCUUUCCCAGGCUUGGACUUUACCAGGUACCACGGACACGAGCGGAGACGGCCUUCACGAGCAGUCACCUUGGGACUAUUUCCACAUCAAUUCGAUCGACAAGAACUACGAAGGAGACUACCUGAUUUCCGCGAGACACACCAGCACCAUCUACAAGGUUUCUGGCAAGGACGGAAGUAUCAUGUGGUCGGUUGGAGGCAACAGUCCUACCAUCAGCAACACGAACUUCAAAUUCUCUUACCAGCACCACGCCAGAUGGAUUUCGGAAAACUCGACUCACACCACAUUCUCGUUCUUCGACAAUGCCAGCAACGCUUAUAAUCGGACAGGAGAAUACUCUCACGGCUGGAUCGUAUCAAUUGACCAUACCGUAAAGGUGGCAACAAUGAUCAAAGAAUGGGGAGCGCCGGAAGCUCAAGGAGGCCUGCUGUCAACGUCUCAAGGCAACAUGCAGUUAUUGCCAAACGGCGGUGCCCACAUUGGCUGGGGCGAGCAUGCCCACUUUUCUGAGCACACAGAGGAUGGUACAUGCGUACAGUAUGGCAAGGUCGCAAAUCGCGCUUCCAAUGUCAUGAUUUACCGGUCGAACAAAUUCAACUGGACAGCCCAGCCUAUAGAAAAGCCUGCACUGUGGACAUACAGUAGGAUGGGAGAGAGUGAUAGUACCAAUGAGCCAGAGUCGAUGAGAUUCUGGGUCUCUUGGAAUGGGGCCACAGAAGUGGCGAUGUGGAACUUCUAUGUUAGCGACAGCGCUUCCGGGCCAUGGGAGUAUGCUGGAACUGCUAAGAAGGACGGAUUCGAAACCGAGUACGUCCUUGACAAGUUCGCGCAGUGGUCCUACGCUGAAGCACUGAAUGACCAAGGACGACCUCUCGAUGCCAGUGUCAUCGCGAAGACAUUUGUGCCGAGUCUGAAGCUGAGGCAAUUCUGUGGAGAUCGUGGGUGCGAAUACGCCAAAAAAGUGCCUCCGGAGGAAGUAGUGCCAUAUCAUGCUGAGAACGAGGUCGCGAAGCAUGACUUGUCACCCAAUCGUGGUUUCAAUACCAAGCAGUACUACAUGGAUAUACCGCUCCCAGAGGAGAUGGUACCUGGAUCGGACAUCAACUUCGACGAGGAAGCUGACGAAGACGAGUACUGCACAGGAAAUGGGCGCAAGACCAAGUACAACACCAAGACUUGGUCAAGCGGAAGUACAACUGUCGCAGCUGGUACCGGAGUUAUGGUAGGCUUCACAACUGCAGUGAUCGUUUUCAUGCUGUGGAGAGCUGGCGCAUUCCGCAAAGUACACGGCAAGACAUCCGAACUGAUGGAAGAAGUCGCACAAACGCGAUUUGGAUCGAGGACACUGGGUCAGUACAUGCGAGUUCGAGAUUCGGAUGGCUUCGAAUCUGGAUACAGCAGCUCCAGCGGGAUGUCCUGA
Molecule: messenger RNA, 2094 nt
Organism: Fulvia fulva
Lineage: Eukaryota; Fungi; Ascomycota; Dothideomycetes; Mycosphaerellales; Mycosphaerellaceae
Exons: 2
Coding region: 1-2094 (697 amino acids)
Source: RefSeq, a predicted model, not a curated record